Sipha flava (yellow sugarcane aphid) is the source of this 1195-nucleotide messenger RNA. RefSeq names its product zinc finger MYM-type protein 1-like. The coding region runs from base 695 to 1102 and encodes 135 amino acids. Lineage: Eukaryota; Metazoa; Arthropoda; Insecta; Hemiptera; Aphididae. The record is from RefSeq and is a predicted model, not a curated record. The transcript is spliced from 8 exons.
GUUUUGUCGUCGGGUGUGUUCGCACGUAUAUUCUCUGCAGCCGUAUCCAUGAGGGGCUUAAAUCAUAAUGACGUACUCUGGAACUUCGUGAUAGCAUUGUGUAUGUGUAAUAUACGUGGGAUGAACAACAACGGAAACGUAGUUGUUUAAAAAUGAAUUUCUGAUAUCAACAUGGAUCCAUGGUGAAACUGGUUUCCAGUGGCCUAAUAAACCGCGCAGUAUCCCGAGGAAAUCAUCAUCGUCGCGUUCGUGCACACUCACCGUGAAACGUACGCGGUGCACCGAAACAGGAAAACAUAGAGAAAUCUGAUGAUGUAUCACGUGAAAAAUAUCAUGUUGAAAAUAAAAAUUUGAUUCAAGCUGUCCAAGAAACAAAUAAGGUCUGAAUAGUUGUGAAAUUAAUUUAGAUUACUUAUAUGGUCAAGGAUAUGAUGGUGCAAGCAACAUGUCUGGCCAAUAUAAAGGUGUUCAGGCAAUUAUCAAAAAAGAAUAUUCUAAAGCUAUAUAUGUGCACUGUGCAGCACACUCUGAACUUAGCAGUAUCAACUACAAGUGGAAUUCAACCAAUUAGAAACUGCUUAGGUAUUAUCGAAAAGUACUAUGUCUUCUUUAAUACACCAAAACGCCAAAAUGUUUGUUUAACCAACAUUGAAAAUAGUAAUGAGGAUCCUAAGGUUAAAACUUUAAAAAGAUUAUGUGCUACAUGACGGGUGCAGCGUUAAUAUACGCAACGGAAGCUAAUAUACUAUUAAAAGCUAUUGAUUCAGAAUUUCUUAUAUCCUUACAAGUUAUACAAUUGAUUUUUUCUUUUGGUUUACCAUUGUGUAAGUUGCUACAAAAAGAACAAAUUGAUUUGAGAGAAGCAGUAAGCCUUGCUGAAGAUAUUAUAAAUGUAUUAAAAAAUAUCAGAUUAAAUUGUGAUACUGAAUUCCACAAAUUGUUUUUGCUUGCAAAAGAGAUGUCAGUAAUUAUAGAUAUAGACUUGAGUACCAAAAGAAUAUCUAAACAACAAGUAAAUCGAGCAAAUCCAGAUCCCAAUUUAAGUGUUGAAGAAUACCACAAAGUGAUUUCAAAGUCUAUUUUCCUAUACAUUAACUUCUAAUGAGGAGGUAUCAUUUAGAAAAUUACUUGAAUUUUAUUUACCUUCUUUGGAUGUGAACAACUCGAUUGCAGAAUUGAAAUUGUGGAAGGUAAA